Sipha flava (yellow sugarcane aphid) is the source of this 1658-nucleotide messenger RNA. Its product is annotated as homeobox protein 13-like. The coding region runs from base 251 to 1579 and encodes 442 amino acids. NCBI's taxonomy places the organism in Eukaryota, Metazoa, Arthropoda, Insecta, Hemiptera, Aphididae. The transcript is spliced from 6 exons. The record is from RefSeq and is a predicted model, not a curated record.
ACGCCGUUAUAAUGUAACGACACAUGCCGUCUCUUCGUAACCCCCCACCCCUAACGUAAAUCUAUGAAAUCACUGCUUUCUUAUUAUCUCAUCAGCAAUCUACUCCUGUCAGCAGUCUUUCAAAAUACGUUUUUUUUUUGUCCCUCACAAUCUCGGCAACCAACAGUUGAUCAGACUCCGUCGUUGUUUAUUCGGUUAUCACUCAUUAUUGUUCCUGUUUCCGUCCGCGGUUUAACUCCGCAUACAGAAAAUGGAAACGCCGGAACGACGGCAGAAAAUGGACGAGUCCAACAACAACGGAAACGCCGACGCUAUCGCCACAGCUAGCACGUCGUCUAAUGGUAUGGAUAGUCCAAAAACACCUACACAAGCAACAUUUGAUGACAGCUUUGAUGAUUAUGAUUCAGAUGAAAUGGAAAGUCCAAAAUUUCCACAUCUUAUACCCAUAUACAAUAGAAGGGAUGCUGAUUAUGAUUUGAAAGAUGUACGAAUUGGUUGGGACGAUGGAUGUGGCUGUGUAUUUUAUGAAGAUGAUGAUUAUGAUACUUAUAGAAAUGGUAAGAGACUGAAAAGGAGUAAAAGAGGAAGAUUAUUUACAGAUCAUCGCCACCGCUCUUUGUAUGGUCGAAAUAAAAUUUCUAAUAAUUCUCCUUCUCCUGUUAACAACUCAACUGCAAAUAAUGCUGCUAUUCAAGCAGAGUUGAAUGAUUAUCUUGGAUGUAUAUUAAAUUGUCUCAGUGCCAAAAAAAGAAAUCGACAGUUAUUAAAAGCAAAAAAUGAAGCUAAUUCCUCUGCAAAUAGUUCAAUAGAAAAUAAUAAUGUUAAAAGUUUAUUGGAUGAUUCUGCUGAUGAUGAAUUGAUGUUGUUGUGCACACAAGAUGUAGAAAGAACAAUUGCUAAUGAUUCUACAAAUUGUGAAAAUGUAAUAAAAUCAGGUCUCUCAAUUGUAGGCAUUAGUCCACUAAAAGAUACCAACGAUAAUACAAAUAAUAAUGUAUAUCACCAUGUUUCCAAAAAAUUUAAACCUAUUUAUAAUGAACAUUUUGAUGGUAAAAAAAAUGAAAAUAUACAAUCGCAGUGUCAUAAAAUUACAUCAAAUAUGGACAAAAAUGUACAAAAUAACAAUGCUAAAAAUGAUAACAAAGAUGAUUUAAUAUCAUUGUUCAGCGACUCGUUAACUAAUGAUGACGACUUGUUUUCAUCUAUUGAUUUAUCAGAAAUUGAGCAACAAAUAUCAUCUGAUAAUAAAACAAUUUUGGCAUCAACCACACAGAAAUGUAUUAAACAGCCUAACAUCCAUAUUAGGAAGCAGAAUGAAAAUAAACAAGCUUGUACAUCUACCAUCACCAGUAACUCUAGUUCAGUACUUUGGCGUAGAUCUACUUCAUCAUCAUCUAUUGUAAAUGCACAGUCACAAAAUAAAAUAUGUGAUGUUCCUGAAACACAAAUUAAUCCUAGUGGUUCUACUAAAACUACAGUAACAAGAUAUUGUACACCUGCAGAAAUUGAAGAAAAACGAAAUCGUGCUCGUCGUACACUUUUGCUUAAAUUUAAAUCAAAAAAUAAGACUAUAUCCUAAUGUUUAUUGGUAUUCAAAAUUUGCUUCAAAUUGGUUAUUUAUCUAUUUUAAAGUUAAUACAUUAAUUAAACAAAUAUUA